Molecule: messenger RNA, 3867 nt
Organism: Ilex paraguariensis (yerba mate)
Lineage: Eukaryota; Viridiplantae; Streptophyta; Magnoliopsida; Aquifoliales; Aquifoliaceae
Source: the annotation of a GenBank genome assembly
AUGUCUACCCUUGUGCUCUCCUUCCUUUUAGGGUUCCUAUUACUGGUGCAACAUUCAAAACAAUCGGUGAACAAAGAGGACAGUGGUCCGGUGAGCCCCCACCGGAUACCUAUGAGUAUAGGUGGUGUUGUCGAUACGAGCAGUCGUGUAGGUAAGGAGCAGAAAUUAGCCAUGGAGAUGGCUGUUCAUGAUUUGCAUCAGUUGUCAACAGGUUCUGAGUUGGUUCUGAUCAACCUCAAGGAUUCUUAUGGGAACUCAGCUCAAGCGGCUUAUGCCGCAAUUGACCUCAUCGACCGCAAACAUGCCGAAGCCAUAGUUGGACCAUUGACCUUGCAUGAAGCUUCUGUGGUCCGUGAGUUAAACAAUGUCACCAAAGACAUCCCCAUCAUGUCCAUAGCCCCAAUACCACCCAUAUCUCCACCACUUCUGCCACCACAACCACCAUCUUUCAUCCAGAUGAGUAACGAUGUCACAACCCACAUGCAGUGCAUCGCCGCCAUUGUCGGUCACUUCAGGUGGCGAAAGGCUAAAUUUGACCACACUGUUGCAGCAAUUGACCUCAUCGACCGCAAACAUGCCGAAGCCAUAGUUGGACCAUUGACCUUGCAUGAAGCUUCUGUGGUCCGUGAGUUAAACAAUGUCACCAAAGACAUCCCCAUCAUGUCCAUAGCCCCAAUACCACCCAUAUCUCCACCACUUCUGCCACCACAACCACCAUCUUUCAUCCAGAUGAGUAACGAUCUCGCAACCCACAUGCAGUGCAUCGCCGCCAUUGUCGGUCACUUCAGGUGGCGAAAGGUGACAGCAAUAUAUGAACAAAGCACCAGUCUCUCCACUGAUUCUGAGCUCAUCAUUCACCUCUCCGACUCACUCCUAGCUGUCGACUCAGUCAUUGAGCGCCACACAGCUUUCCCUCCUAUAUCUUCUCUAACAAACACAAGAAACUUCAUUGAAGAAGAGCUGAAGAAGCUCAGAAGCAAGAGCAAUAGGGUGUUUAUACUCAUACAGUCUUCUUUAGACUUUGCCGCCAUUCUUUUCGAGAAGGCAAAGCAAAUGGGAAUGAUGGAGAAAGGGUACGUAUGGAUUGUUUCAGAUGACAUUGCAAGCCUUCUUGAUUCUGUUGGUCCAUCCGUCAUUUCUAACAUGCAAGGUGUAAUUGGUUUGAAGACCAACUUCAUAGACACUACUGAGUCUUAUAGACAGUUUAGAAUUAGAUUUCGCAGGAAUUUUACGUCAGAACACCCAGAAGAAGAGGAACAUCCAGACCCAAGUAUAUUUGCACUUCGAGCUUAUGAUGCAACAUGGGCCAUUGCUAAAGCCAUGCAAAUUUCUCAAAGAGAGAGAAAACCAAAAGGGUUAGUAAAUCACAUUUUGUCUAGUGAUUUUGAAGGUUUAUCUGGAAGAAUAAGAUUCAAUAAAGGCCGAUUAUCAGAAUUACCAACCUUUAGGAUCAUAAAUGUGAUUGGUAAAAGCUAUAGAGAAGUGGCAUUCUGGUCACUAGUAUUUGGUUUCUCUGAGGACUUCAUCAAACAGGAUGAAAUGAAGAAGAGAAUUGGCAAUGGUUUAGUUGGAGACUUGGAUUCAAUUUAUUGGCCAGGCCGUGAGCGAACGGUGCCAAAGGGAUGGAGUUUAGGUGAGGGAGAGACACGGUUGAAGAUCGGCGUUCCGGCGAGGGGUGCUUUCACCCAGUUUGUGAAUGUUUGGUAUGAUCCAAGUACGAAUAAAACGAAGGUGACCGGAUUUUCAAUUGACGUUUUUAAAGCUGCUGUGAAGAGGCUACGUUAUGACUUGUCAUAUGUGUUCGUUCCCUGGAAUGGCUCGUAUGAUGAAAUGGUAGCUGAAGUUCAUAAAAAGUCUUCUUUAGACUUUGCCGCCAUUCUUUUCGAGAAGGCAAAGCAAAUGGGAAUGAUGGAGAAAGGGUACGUAUGGAUUGUUACAGAUGACAUUGCAAGCCUUCUUGAUUCUGUUGAUCCAUCCGCCAUUUCUAACAUGCAAGGUGUAAUUGGUGUCAAGACCAACUUCAUAGACACAACUGAGUCUUAUAGACAGUUCAGACUCAGAUUUCGCAGGAAUUUUAGGUCAGAACACCCAGAAGAAGAGGAACAUUCAGACCCAAGUAUAUUUGCACUUCGAGCUUAUGAUGCAACGUUGGCCAUUGCUAGAGCCAUGCAAAUUUCACAAGGAGAGAGAAACUCAAAAGGGUUAAUAAAUCACAUUUUGUCUAGUGAUUUUGAAGGUUUAUCUGGGAGAAUAAGAUUCAAUAAAGGCCAAUUAUCAGAAUUACCAAUCUUUAGGAUCAUUAAUGUGAUUGGUAAAAGCUAUAGAGAAGUAACAUUCUGGUCACCAUUGUUUGGUUUCUCACAGGACUUCAUCAAACGGGUUGGAAUGAAGAUGAGAGUAGGCAAUGGUUUAGUGGGAGAGUUGGGUUCAAUUUACUGGCCAGGCGGUGACCAAAGUGUUCCAAAGGGAUGGAGUUUAGGUGAGGGAGAGAAACCGAUGAAGAUUGGUGUUCCGGCGAGGGGUGCUUUCAAUCAAUUUGUGAAUGUUAAUUAUGAUCCAAGCCGGAAUGAAACGUCGGUGACCGGAUUUUCAAUUGAAGUUUUUGAAGCUGCUGUGAAUAGGCUACCUUAUGACUUGCCAUAUGUGUUAGUUCCCUACUAUGGCUCCUAUGAUGAAAUGGUAGCUGAAGUUCAUAACAAGAGCUUGGAUGCAGCAGUUGGUGAUACAGAAAUAAUGGCGGAGCGGUACAAGUAUGCAGAAUUUUCACAGCCUUACAUAGAAUCUGGACUAGUUAUGGUAGUGACAGUGAAACCAGAUAUACAGAAGGAAAGGUUUCUGUUCAUGAAAGCCUUUAAAACGAAAAUGUGGGUGUUGAUGGCCAUAAUAAGCAUAGCCACAGGGUGUGUCAUCUGGUUGAUUGAGCAUGUAAACAACAAUCCAGAGUACGAAGGUUCAUUUCCUCACCAAAUUGGAGAAAUGCUUUGGUUUUCUAUGACUGUUCUCUCCUUUUCCCAAAGAGAAUCCAUUAAAAGCAACCUAUCUCGGGCAGUGCUAGCAACAUGGUUUUUUGUAAUUGUGAUAGUCUCAGCAUGUUUCACUGCAGUUCUUAGCUCCAUGAUGACUGUCCAAAGGCUCCAACCAUCUGUAAUAGACAUUGAAUACCUUCAAACAACAAACGCAGCUGUUGGGUGCAAUGGCAACUCUUUUAUUGUGAGGUAUUUGGUGAAUGUUUUGCACUUCAAGCCAGAGAAUAUAAAGAGCAUCAACUCAAUCAAUGACUACCCAGAAGCCUUUCAGAGAGGAGAGAUUAAAGCAGCUUUUUUUGUGGAUCCACAUGCCAAAGUCUUCUUUGCGAAAUAUUGUGAUGGCUAUACCAGGGCUGGGGCUAGCUUCAAGCUUGGUGGUUUUGGCUUUGUCUUUCCAAAGGGUUCUCCACUGGCCACUGAUAUUUCAGAGGCAAUUCUCAAGGUAACAGAAAGUGGAGAGAUAAACACAUUGGAGAAACACAUGCUUUCCUUUUCAAACUGCUCCUCAUCAGUUGGCAUAUCCGAUGACCCAAGCUUAGACUACGAGCCUUUCUCCGGUCUGUUCAUCGUCUCUGGUGGCAUUUCUGCAGCUGCAUUGUUAAUCACCAUUGCUCGUCUUCUCGACAGGCACCGGCCGAUAACCGGCUUCAUUCAAACCUCACUGAUCAACAGAAGAGUUUGCAGUUGGGCUUCUUUGCUCCUCAUCCAAUGCUACUCGAGAUUUGGGUUUCAGUUCUUUAGAGAAAGCUUUAUUAGAAGAGCAAAUGACCAAAUGAAUGUGCCUGAUGCCCAGGAGGAGAAUUUGAUAGGCAUUGAGUUAGCAAGAAAUCAUGACAUUUGA